CCAGCCAGACCGUGACAGUAACAGGCUAAACUUAUUUAAAUAAUACAAUAUGUUACACACAGGUUACAAUAUGUGUUCCUCUCCUGUGCUCAGGUUUACCAACCUACAACAGGCUUGCCCCAGACUCCCAUCUCACCUCUAACAAAAGGAUCCAACUUUAUCAAGCAGAAGCAGCAGAAGGUUAAACUGAAGGACGUCAGCAGAGGACUGAGAAUGGCAGUUUGCACUGAAAAGACUCUGUGGAGCUUCAUGUUCCUCCUGACAGGUGCUGUGGGUCAAACUGUGGUCUAUCCUUUCACGUCUACCUGUGCUGUCAGAGGGUCCACUGUCACCCUCCCCUGCACCUUCACACCUCUGAAGUCUUUCAGUGAUGGUCAGAGAGAAGUUCCUCUAAAGAUCGUCAGAGUCCGCUGGUGUAAGAACCAUGUACUCUGUCAGGGCAGCACUCCAUCUGUGUAUGACAGUGACUCAGCAAACAUCGAUCCUCGUUAUCAAUAUCUGGGAGACAAGAAGAUAAACUGCACUUUACAGAUCAGAGAUGUUCAGCAGAGAGACAACGCAAGCUUUCGCUUCAGGAUGGAAGCUGAUCGUCCUGAAGGACAUUUUACUAACAAGACAGGAGUGACUGUCACGGUUGUUGAUGGGUCUAAAAUGAGAAUAAUCAGCUCCAGUGAUGAUAAAAAGGUGAGCAGAGGUGAAACCGUCACACUGCUCUGCGCUUCAGUCUGCACUUUCCACCAACUGGAGGUCACCUGGUUCAAAGAUGGCCACGCCCUCUCAGACACUGGCUCCUCUCUUGAGCUCGACAAUGUGACUGCAGAGGAUUCUGGGAACUACACCUGUGCUCUGAAGAGCAUCAUGGAGACUCUCUCUGAGCCGUACAGCCUGCAGGUGGAGGCGGAGGAACGACAGCCUGUUGAUGGUAACCUGCCUCUGAUAGUCGGCGUGGUGUCGGGUGUCCUGCUGGCUGUCAUCGCAUUCAUACUCUUCAUCUUCAUCAUCAGAAGGAAGCUGGCAGCAGCAGAGCAUCAGAGAGCUGAUGGAGGUGAGAUGGAGCCAAAGCAUCCUCAUGACAUCUACAGCAGCAUCCAAGAAGAAAGUCACCGACAGGAAACCAGCCGAGCUGUGGAGGACGUCAGCUACGCCUCGGUGCAGUUCAGACACAGCCAUGAGAGGAGCAGGCACGUGGAGGAAGUCGAUAAUGCCGUCGUCUACUCUUCACUAGCCAGUCGAGGCUGAAGUCACAAUCUCACCCACAAACUGAAAGGAGCCACACUGACCACAGGAGAAGCUGCAGGAAGCUCUGCAGCACUUUGUGUUGAUCUGCUGCAGUCUGACUUUCAUGCUCUGUGGUGCAGGCAGUUGGAUAAAUUCAUAAAUCUCCUUCACAGCCUCCAUCAGUACUACAAUGGUAUUGUUCUAGUGUGAUGACCCCGUCCACCCUGCCUGGGGGGCUACGUGUUGGUUUGGCAGCUGCUUCUUGCAGGCCCUGCAGAGGAAUCGUGCUUUGUUCAAGAUCAGCAUCACUGGCAGCGUCAAGGCUCGACGCGUCUCUACUGAAAGCUCAGUUGUUGGGCGUGUCUGCCUUCUGGGUUUUGGUUGCUGUCUGGUUUGUUUUCUCACACUAUGAGACAUCACAUUCACGUACAGUACUGAGUGUACCGAGCUCUGUUGUCAGUCUGUGACGCAGCAAGUUUAUUUUGUAUAUUUGAUUUCUUAUGAUGUAUCAGAGUAAUGGUAAGUUCGUGUGUUGUUAUUAGUGUGUCUUAGUUAGGUUUGUUUAGAUACAAUUUCAUCCAUGCUCCCCUGUGUGUGUGUUGUUUUCUGUUUCCUGUGAAAGCCUGUCUUGUCCUCCUGCAUGAUUUUUAGUUAUAUCUUCAUUCCCCUUAUCUGUUUCCAUGUUCCUCUCCUUGUGUAUCAUUCAAUCUUCCCAGUGUGCUUUAUGCUUCAUGUCUGUGUUUCCCACGUCCAGUUGUCAAUCAGUCUUGUGUUUCCAUGUUCAGUGUGUUUAGUUUUGCUUCCCCUGUGGCAUCAUGUUCAUUUGUGUCAGCUGUGUUU
Messenger RNA from Maylandia zebra (zebra mbuna), 2058 nucleotides. RefSeq lists its product as uncharacterized. The record is from RefSeq and is a predicted model, not a curated record. NCBI's taxonomy places the organism in Eukaryota, Metazoa, Chordata, Actinopteri, Cichliformes, Cichlidae.